AUGGAAAAGCCAGCAUUGGUCAUAUUUGGCCCUCAGACUUCUUGGCCGAGCUAUUCAUACGCAGAGCGCCUCAGGCGAGAUCUCGUCGAUGAACCAUCACUCGCGCCUUUUGCGGAUGCUAUCAGGCAGCUCCCCGAGCUUUGGCCAUCAUUGGUUGAGAUUGAGCAUCGUCUAGGGCAGACAGAGGGAAAAAAGACUUUGGAACAGCUGCAGAACUGGAUCGAGACAGGAUCUCUCCCAAGGAGAAAUGGCCAGGACGACAUACUGCCCAAUGGUUUUGCAACUCCGUUCACUGUCAUUGCCCAUGCUAUUGACUACUGGCGAUGUCUCACAAGUGUUGGCUCACAAUGGCGUCCCUCAAAUUUAGAAGCUGGUCCCGCUCUAGAGGGUAUGUGUACUGGGUUCUUAACAGCAAUCGCGGCAGCAUCCUCGAAAGAUUCGAACGAAUUUCUUUCCAUGGCGGCGGUCGCUGUUCGGUUGGCGGCAUGCAUUGGCACUUUAAUCGAUCUCAAUGGAAGCAACUCAGAUGGUACAGGAGAGGCAAGAGCAUUAGUGGUCAGAUGGAGUUCGCCCACUCAGGAGUCGUGCUUUUUGAGAAUACUGGAACAGCAGCCGAAUGCUUAUGUUUCGGUGCUGAAAGACGAGACGAGCCGCACAAUCACUGUGCCGGUGUCCGAAAUAUCAACUACCGCUGAAAAGCUGUUGAUGAACGGUCUCAUGGUACAUGCUUUAGAGCUAAAAGGGAGAUUCCACCAUGCAAGCAAUGACGAUAUUGCAAAUAAAAUCAUUGAAUUGAGCGAAUCGAGAGCCGACUUGCAGUUUCCUGAUGCUCAAGACCUUCUAACUCCCCUUCGACGGAAUUCCGACGGGGGACGCCUUUAUGAAGGCCCGCUACACAUCACCGCCAUCAAAUCUUUGCUACUGGACCAGGUGGACUGGUCUUCCACAAUUACCUCUGCAUUGGAGCCAAUUGCCGUGAAAGACAUACCCCCAAGCGUAUUGGUACUUGGAUCGGUCAACGUUGUCCCCUAUCACUUGAGUCAGAAGAAAGGGGUUCGUGUGUGCCUUUCUGAUGACAUGCUUUGUCCUUCUUCCAAAAGCACGAAUGCUGUGAAGAGUACCGUUUCUGAGUCUCAUGCGACCAACGCUGAUGCGGAGUCUCUACUUGAUACUAUGGGGCGUGUCAAUCAUGACAACUCGAUCGCCAUAGUGGGUAUGGCUUGUCGGUUUCCCGGCGCAGACACGGCGGAGGAAUUCUGGGAACUGCUCGAGAAUGGAAGAUCAAUGAUUUCAGACUUGCCACAAAAUAGGUUCUCGACCAAAGGCCUACGACGAUCUGCAGACGAAACUGUGUUUCAGGGAAACUUUAUUCGGGAUGCUGAAUGUUUUGACAAUCAAUUUUUCAAAAUAUCUAGUCGAGAGGCGGCUUCUAUGGAUCCACAACAGCGUCAGAUCCUACAAGUCGCCUACCAGGCUUUGGAGUCAUCUGGCUAUUUCGAUGGACACCGGGACCCUACCAAUACCGAAAUUGGAUGCUAUCUUGGUGUGGGAUCUGUCGAUUACGAAGCCAACAUCUACUCCCAUCAGCCCAAUGCAUAUUCCGCUCUGGGGUCAUUGAAAGCUUUCGUCAGCGGGAGAGUAUCUCACUAUUUUGGUUGGACCGGCCCGUCGAUUACAUACGACACGGCAUGUUCAUCAUCUGUGGUAGCUUUACACUCUGCCUGCCAAGCACUUCUGAGGGGCGAAUGCACAAGUGCUCUUUCCGGGGGUGUUAAUGUGAUAACAAGUCCAGCUCUCUACCAGAAUCUCAAUGCCGCGUCAUUCCUAAGCUCAACUGGUGGGACUAAAGCGUUUGAUGCAGCCGCUGAUGGAUAUUGUCGCGGCGAAGGUUGCGGUCUUUUCGUUCUCAAGACACUAAAAAAUGCAAUUUCAGAUGGGGACCAAGUACUUGGAGUUAUUGCUGGCUCCGCCGUGAACCAGACACAGCGAGAGCAUGGAACGCCGAUAACAGCGCCAGUUUCUAAAUCGCAGCAAUCUCUCUACCGGAACGUUCUGAGACAGGCUGGGCUAGGGCCAUCUGAUGUGACAUAUAUCGAGGCCCAUGGAACAGGUACCCCAAGGGGCGACCCGAUUGAAUGCGAGAGUAUCCGAAACGUUUUUGGAAGCAACAGUACAGGACGUCAGCAAACGCUCCAUUUCGGAUCCGUGAAAGGUAAUAUUGGUCAUUUGGAAGCAGCCUCCGGUGCUGCAGCGCUUUUCAAAUCAAUUCUUAUGCUUCAGAAGAAGAAGAUCCCAAAACAAGUGAACUUCAACAAACUGAACCCCCAAAUACCUUCAUUGGAGUUUGAGAAACUAGCCAUUCCCACUGAGACAAUUUCGUGGGAUGCUUCAUAUCGCGCUAUUUGCGUCAGCAACUAUGGCGCAGCUGGAAGUAACGGUGCCCUUGUUUUGCGCCAGGCUCCCGAAGCCCCAACAACAACCCGCGCAAGACUCACUCUAAAUUAUCCACCGCCCUGUCAAUUGAUAUCUAUCUCUGCUUAUUCAGCUGCAAGUCUUCAGGCGUAUCGCGAGCAGCUAUUGCUGUACCUUGCUGAUAUAGAUGAGGAAAGUCUUCCUGACGUUGCCUACCAGUUGGCCCGCAGUCGAAAUCAGACACACCAAUAUAACCUGUCAUUCCUCGCACGCUCUAUCAGUGAACUGCGAACUUCGCUUGCGGCACCGAAAAACCUGGCAGCAACCUCUUCAUCCUUGGCACCACCAAAACCCGUGAUCCUUUGCUUUAGUGGCCAAUUAAAGCCUAGUAUUGGCAUCAGCAAAGAGCUAUACCGCUCGGUUUCACUGUUCCGCCACCAUCUCGACCGCGUUGAGGCUGCCUGCCAAGCAUUUGGAAAAACAAUUUAUCCUUUUAUAUUUAUGACUGAAGACAUCCAAGAUCCCAUUACACUUCAUUGCUGCUUAUUUGCCUCGCAAUAUGCCUGCGCCCAAUCUUGGAUUGACUCGGGAAUCCAGGUUGCGACUGCCGUUGGCCACAGCUUUGGCCAGAUUACCGCACUCUGCGUCUGCGGUGUACUAUCCCUGAAGGAUGCACUGGAAUUUGUGAUUGAGCGAGCGUUCCUUUUUGAGAUUGAUUGGAGUGCAGAAAAAGGCUCCAUGCUUGCUCUAAAGGCAGAUACUCAGAUGGUGACACGUCUAGUAGCAGCAAGCCAAGUGGAGAUAGCUUGCUACAAUGGUCCGAGCGAUUUCGUGGUUGCAGGAUCUUUAUCAGCCAUUGAGGAGUUUCAAUCCCAAGCCAAAGCUUGUGGGAUUACCACCCGGCGCCUGGAUUUAGCUCGUGCAUUUCAUUCGAGUCUUAUGGACCCAGCUUUACCGCAGCUUCGCAAAGUCGCGGACAGGCUCACCUAUAAUCGGCCACAGAUACCGAUUGAGACUUGCACUCAAGGCCAAAGCUGGGACUCUUUUACCCCACAAUUACUGGUCAAUCAUUCUCGCCAGCCAGUGUUUUUCCGUGAUGCCGUUCAACGUAUAGAGUCCCAAUUUGGACCUUGUACCUGGAUUGAGGCAGGUUCCUCUUCAUUCAUUACCACCUUGACAUCAAGAAGUGUGAGCCAAUUGAACACAUUCAUCCCUGUGGAUAUCGGUGGCCCCAGUCCCAGAGAUUCUUUGGCCGAUGCAACACUUAGGCUGCAAGCCCUUGGCUACAAUGUCCAGUUCUGGCCGUAUCACCGCAGCCAGCGAGAUGAGUACAAUAUCGUCAACCUUCCUCCAUACCAGUUUGCCAAGUCAAAGCAUUGGCUAGAAUUGAAAGAGUUCAGCUAUGAAACUGAAUCUAGGAACCCUGAUGAACAAGAUCAAAAUUCCAAAUUGCUUCAGUUCAUCCAAUUUAAGGAUACGGAGAAAAGAGUUGCCGAGUUCAAUGUCAAUUCCAAAUCUGAUGAUUUCCGGGCUUGUGUCAGCGGUCAUGCGGUCCUCGGUCAUUCCCUUUGCCCUGCAUCUUUAUACCUCGAGCUUGCUGCCCAAGCCGCAGUAUAUCUAAGCGAGCGCAAAGCUCCAGUCCUGCCACAGGUGGAGGACCUUCAAAUACGUGCUCCUUUAGGAUUGAAUAAGUCUGCAUCCAUCAAACUUCUUCUAUCACUCGAAGAACCAAGCAAGUGGAGAUUUUCACUUUUCAGCACCAUUGGAGUCGAAGAUACCAGCCACGCUUGCGGAGUAAUUCAAGUCAUGGACAAAUCAGACUCUUUGGUAUCAGAAUCCAGCCUCUAUGAGCGUUUGGUUGGAGCAAAUCGUUGCAACACGAUGCUUCAAGAUGCCUCUAUUAAGUCAAUCAACGGGCUUGUGUACAGCGUGUUCGGUGCAGUUGUGGAUUACAAGGACUACUACCAGGGCGUCCAGCGGGUCUCUGCGACCGAUUCCGAAGCAUCUGGAGUUGUUAGUCUACCAAAAUCCGCUGCCGGAAUCAUGCAGGAUUCUGUAUGUGACCCUCUAGCAGUCGAUAAUUUCCUACAAGUUUCGGGAAUUCACAUCAACUGCUUCCGUGACAUUGGAAGACAAGAAGUGUAUGUCUGUACAUCAAUUGGGAAGCUCAAAGUGUAUGAGAUUCUCGAGAAUGCACGGUAUCAAUCUUGUCUUGUAUAUUCAAAUACUAAGCAGGCUGGACCUAAAGUAUUGGAGAGUGAUAUUUUCGCAUUCGAUGAGGCUACCGGAUCUCUGAAAGUGGCUCUUUUUGGUGUCCGGUUCUCUAGAGUGCCUGUGAACUCUCUGACCAGAGCUCUGUCCACCCUUAACCACGAAAGGCCCGUUCAACAAUGGAAGGCUUCCACUCCAUCAUCUGCACCUUUGCGCGACUUGGGCCUGGACACAUCACCACCAAAAGAAGCUGACGACAGUACCCUUUUGCGGCUGCAGCAGCUUCUCAGCAGAGUUACAGACUUUCCUGUGACGGAAAUUCUUCGAAUGAACUCGUUGGAGGCAAUGGGCGUCGACUCUUUAAUGAGAACGGAAAUUGUGGCCGAGAUUCGACAGGAAUUUGGCCUCCGAAUAUCAACACAGAAGCUAGCCAAUGCUUCCACCAUAUUCGAUCUGACCACUUUGAUAUCACCGUCGCAAACAUGGCCUUCUUCAGUUCCUAGUUUUCCGACGCGCGAUGCAACAUCCUCCGAUCUAAAGAAUAUUCUUUCGGUGAUAACCGAUAUCCCCGUCAACGAAAUUGACGACCACGUAACUCUAGAUGCCCUUGGAGUUGAUUCUCUCAUGAGGCAAGAGGUCCGUUCUGAGCUUCGAAAGGAAUUGGGCCGUGUGGAUAUUCCUGAAAACCUUCAAGAAUACUCUGUCGCCUCACUUGCCGCAUAUAUCGCCGAUCAGGAUUGUGGUGGGGAAAAAGCCUUCUCAAGUCUUACUCCGCCAAGCAACGUUUCGUUUGGAAGCGAUUGCGAUGUCACGGACCUUGAUCCUACUGCACAGUCUAUGAAGCCAGAAAAGAUUCCAAUCAUGGAUGAGCGCUCAGCAGUUGUCAAAAUAAAUGGUGGAACGGAACUGUAUAGGACACUGACACAAGAAGCUCUUUCUUCCUCCACUGCCGGAGGAUUCGAUUUUCAUGAACUUACUGCCUCCUUCGCGGAAAUUAAAAGCAGCUUCGAUAAACUUGCUGGCGAAUCCAAGUUCACCAACUUCUACGCCGAGGUGCAUCCACGUCAAAUGGAGCUUGCCACGGCCUACGUCGUUGAGGCUUUCGGGGGUCUGAAUUGUCCUCUUGCUUCGAUGCCUGCAGGGAAAAGCUUGUCGGUUAUCCAUGAGCCACGACAUGAAAAGGUCAUGAAGCAGCUAUACAAAUUGUUACAAGACGCAGGACUCAUUUCACUGGACAGUCCUGGGAAAUACCGGAGAACGGCUAAGCCGGUCAAUGCCACCCCCUCCACAGAUCUUCUCGAGGCUAUCAUACGAGACUUUCCACAACACCGAUCGGAGCAUCGUCUUCUGAGUAUUACUGGCUCCAAGCUUGCUCCCUGUUUAUCUGGUCAACUAGAUGCUCUCGACUUGAUUUUUGGAGAUCGGGCAGCUAAAGACUUGGUUAGCGAUGUUUACUCAAAAGCACCUGUGUUCGUAACUGGAACAAGUCUUCUCUGCAAGUUUUUGUUAUCGGCCCUUGGAAAAAGAACCCAGCCUAUCAAAAUUCUCGAAAUCGGAGCUGGCACUGGAGGAACCACGACUGAUGUGGUUCACUGUCUAACCAGCAAUAACAUUCGUUUUGAGUAUUGCUUCACCGAUCUUUCACCAUCCUUGAUCGCAGCAGCCAGAAAAAAAUUCAAAUGGUGUCCGAAUAUGGACUUCAUGAUUUUGGAUAUUGAGAAGGAACCUUCACUUGAGAAUGAGUACGACCUGAUCAUAUCCACAAAUUGUAUCCAUGCGACGAGGGAUCUCACUGCGGCAACCAAAAAUAUCCACAAACUGCUCAGAGAAGGCGGAGUCCUCUGUCUUGUGGAGCUCACCCGAAAUUUACCUUGGUUUGACUUGGUUUUCGGAUUGCUUGAAGGAUGGUGGCUAUUCAACGACGGCCGGGAACACGCACUCGCUCAUGAACUCUUUUGGGACGAUAGCUUGAGGCGAGCAGGUUUCUCAUACAUUGAUUGGACUGUGGGCGACACGAAGGAAUCAGAGCAGCUCCGCUUGAUAAUCAGUGCCAAGAUGACUCACCAGAAUGACCUGGUAAAUGGGGACACAGGGGGCAAGCAAAAAGUGGAGCAACUUGAAACCGCCGCUUCAUCUCAAGAAUUGUCAGUACAUUUAUCACCCGAGCGACUUGGGCAGCCCAAGCCCACGGGGUCAGUCGUGCUUCUAACUGGCGGCACAGGCAAUCUUGGCGCUCACGUUCUACACCAGCUCAUUAAUCGAGCAGACGUCCGCCGGGUGAUUUGCUUGAAUCGAUUGACAACAAAGAAUGACCCAGUUAAACGACAGAGAAGCGCUCUCAGAGAGCGGGGUAUUGAGCCUAACGAGCAACUGUGGGAGAAAACCGAAGUAUUCGAAGCAAAAUCAAGCAACACGGCCCUCGGUUUGCGAACCGAGCAAUACCAGCUUCUGCAGGACCAAGUCACCCAUAUAGUCCACAAUGCGUGGCCGAUGAGCUUCAAGCGUUCUUUCCAGACAUUUGAACCCCAAUUUCGAACACUCCGCAACUUAUUGGAACUCUGCCGCGAGUCCAAGUAUGGUGCGAGACUCAUGUUCAUCUCCUCAAUCGGAGUGAUUGGCCGCCAUCCCAAUACGUAUGCAGAUAGGCCAGUUUUAGAGGACCCUAUGAGAGACUCUCAUGGCUCUCUCACAUUCGGAUAUAGCCUUGCGAAGCAUCACUGCGAGCAGAUCAUACAACAGGCUAUUGAGCAGGAUGCCAGCCUGCAAGCUUCCUAUGUCCGAGUUGGACAGAUGACAGGUUCUCAGAAUUUCGGCUUGUGGAAUACGGAGGAGCAUUUCCCAGCGUUACUGAGGACAUCUCAAACAAUAGGCGCUCUGCCUCAGCUUCAUGGACUUGCCUCCUGGCUUCCACUCGAUAUAGCCGCUGCCACCGUCAGUGAUCUAAUCCUAGAUCCCGCUCAUCCACGAAUGGUGUAUCAUAUUGAAAAUCCUGUUCGUCAGCCCUGGCAUGAGCUAUUAGGCUAUCUCUCUACGCAUCUGGGACUGCCCACCAUUCCGUACAAGGAAUGGCUAAGUCGAAUGGAGACCACUGCAGACAGCGAGCAAGGGCCACCAAAUCCGGCGAAGAAGUUAAAGGAAUUCUUUGAAGAGGACUUUCUUCAUAUGUCCUGUGGGUCAGUCGUGAUGAGUACAUCCAGUACCACUUUUGUCUCUGCGGCUCUUCGAUCGGCCACUCCCGUGAGUCCAGAGACCCUUCUUCUAUACAUUGAGCAGUGGAGGCGGGCUGGUUUCCUUGAGUGA
Penicillium pulvis is the source of this 7923-nucleotide messenger RNA. Its product is annotated as non-reducing polyketide synthase spyA. The coding region runs from base 1 to 7923 and encodes 2640 amino acids. The record is from RefSeq and is a predicted model, not a curated record. Lineage: Eukaryota; Fungi; Ascomycota; Eurotiomycetes; Eurotiales; Aspergillaceae. Gene Ontology annotation, biological process: secondary metabolite biosynthetic process; fatty acid biosynthetic process. Gene Ontology annotation, molecular function: phosphopantetheine binding; fatty acid synthase activity. The transcript has 4 exons.